AUGCCGAGAGACAUGCAACAGGAUGCUGUGCGCAUAGCCACCCAGGCACUGGAGAAGUUCCAACGUGGAAAGGACAUUGCGUUCUACAUCCAGGACAAGUUCCGCGAGAAGUACAAUCCGUUUUGGCAGUGCAUCGUGGGGACCAACUUCGACUUGUAUGUGCAUUAUAGAAUAAGGUGUCAUAUAGACUUCCAGCUAGGCCAUAUGAGAAUCCUGCUCUUCAAGGCACUCGGCAGUGCCAAGGCGAUAUCUGCCGGCAGUUCCACGGAAAUAUCUGUCGGCGGUUACGGCUUGUCUUUUCAUGAUGAAUAUUGUGAAUUGUGCGGAGUCCGAGGAGCAGCUGCCAGCGGCAGUGUUCAGGGUGGCACCGCACAAAUCGUGGGUGGGACGGCCGCCACACCGCUCGAGUUCCCCUGGCAGAUCUCUCUCCGCGUCAUCCGCCUCCCGAACACCGAUCUCCGCCACAUCUGCGGCGGUUCCAUCAUCAACAAGCAAUACGUCGACACGGCGGCUCACUGCAUCCUAGAGGAAUCUCCGUCGAACUAUAUUGUUGUGAUUGGCGACCAAAACCUCAACGUGGUAGAUCCCUACGAGCAAAGAAUCGCAGUGGCGAACAUCACGAUUCAUUCGCAAUGGAACCCUUCCACCCUGAACUACGAUUACGCCUUGCUGAAGCUGGCGAGACCGCUCAACUUCACGGGAAGCGAGAAGGCACUCAUGCCCAUCUGCCUUCCGACGCCCAACCAGGAAUUCGACGGAAUGACCUGCACCGCCAGCGGAUGGGGACUCACGAAAGACAGGACCCAGGGUGGAAACAUAUCCCAAUCUCUUCAGAAGGUUGAUUUGCCCAUCGUGGCUUACGGAGCCUGCCGCUCUUACUACCGUCUUUCUAAUAUUGUUGUACAAAACACCAUGAUCUGUGCCGGUCCCGAAUUCGGCGGAAAAGGAACCUGUCAGGGCGACUCCGGGGGGCCCCUGCAGUGCGCCAGGUCGGACGGCCGCUACGUGCUGGCCGGAAGUGUGUCGUGGGGCUCGAAGUGUGCGGCACGCAGGCAGCCCUCUGUGUUAGCGAGAAUCUCUACCCAGGUCGCCUGGAUCAGUAGCAUCGCCGGCCCGACGCCGUGA
This is a messenger RNA of Ixodes scapularis (black-legged tick), 1125 nucleotides long. Its product is annotated as chymotrypsin-like protease CTRL-1. Gene Ontology annotation, biological process: proteolysis; microtubule-based process. The record is from RefSeq and is a predicted model, not a curated record. The coding region runs from base 1 to 1125 and encodes 374 amino acids. Gene Ontology annotation, cellular component: dynein complex. Lineage: Eukaryota; Metazoa; Arthropoda; Arachnida; Ixodida; Ixodidae. The transcript has 6 exons. Gene Ontology annotation, molecular function: serine-type endopeptidase activity.